Molecule: messenger RNA, 2124 nt
Organism: Zea mays
Lineage: Eukaryota; Viridiplantae; Streptophyta; Magnoliopsida; Poales; Poaceae
Product: protein ALP1-like
Exons: 2
Coding region: 87-1358 (423 amino acids)
Source: RefSeq, a predicted model, not a curated record
UUUCCUCUCCCCUAUAUAUAUUCAAUGAACCUCUACCAUAUUCUUCACCCAUAGUACUCAGUGAAUCAAGUUAUCGAAAGUUCGUUAUGUCUCCUAGCCAUACGGAAGAUGAGUUUGCUUCGAGUGAUUCGAGUGAUAGUGAGGAUGAAACUCUUUUGCUUGUCAACCUACUAACCCUAAACAUUGCGGCGCAGCACCUUCACCGCCGACGGUCCGGUCUACCCCGCCGUGUCAUUCACAGAGAUCAUUUCGCUGGAGAAAACCUCAUCCAACAUCACUACUUCGCCGCUAACCCAGUGUAUCCACCGCAUGUGUUUCGUAGAAGGUUCCGCAUGAGUAGGCCUUUGUUUCUCCGCAUCCUGCAAGGUCUUCAACAACACGAUAUUUACUUUACACAAAGAGUUGACGCAACUGGUAUGCCCGGACUAGGACCAUUACAAAAAGUAUGUGCGGCCAUGCGGAUACUUGCUUAUGGCUUACCUUCAGAUGCGGUAGACGAGUAUAUUCAAAUUGGGGAAUCAACGGCUAGGGAAUGCCUUCAUCAUUUUUGUCGCGCAAUCAUUGAUUGUUUUAGUGCUUGGUAUUUACGCACUCCAACUCAAGAUGACAUUAAUCGCAUCAUGCAUAAUAGUGAGUCGCGGGGUUUUCCUGGCAUGUUGGGAUCCAUCGAUUGCAUGCACUGGGAGUGGAGGAACUGUCCAACGGCAUGGCGAGGUCAAUUUUGUGGUAGAAAUGGUAGGGCAUCCAUGAUACUUGAAGCUGUUGCAACGUAUGAUCUAUGGAUUUGGCAUGCAUUUUUUGGCAUGCCUGGGACAAACAAUGACGUGAACGUGCUCCACCGUUCCCACGUCUUUGACCCAAUCACUACUGGUCGAAUGCCCCCUGUCAAUUACACAGUUAAUGGUAAUGCGUAUAACUUCGGUUAUUACCUCGCUGAUGGUAUUUACCCAAACUGGCCUACUUUUGUGAAAGCAAUCCGACACCCAUACGAGGAAAAGAAAGUCUACUUCACUCAGAUGCAGGAAAGUUGCCGAAAGGAUAUUGAGCGUGCUUUUGGAGUACUUCAAGCCCGGUGGGCGGUGCUCCGUGGACCAGCUUAUGGUUGGGAUCGUAAUCGUUUGACAGAGAUAAUGACGGCUUGCAUCAUCAUGCAUAACAUGAUCGUUGAAGACGAAGGCCCAUUUGCUGCAAACAUUGAUUUCGGAGACAACUCUUCAAGGAUUGAUUCAUCUCAAAUAAUAGCGGAAGGACGUGCCGAAUGGGUUAUUAACCACUUCGAUCUACGUCGCCAAGAUAGAUCGUGCUCCCUUCAAAAUGAUCUUGUCGAGCACUUAUGGAGUCGCCGUGGAAGUAUGUAAUACUAGAGUGUCGUAGCAGCUGAGUUCGUACUUACUAUCACUACUUGUUAUGUGUUCUCGUCUAAGUUUGUAUUCGAAUAAAUAAGCUACGUUUCACAAAUUUGCCAAACAGCCUUGUACAUUUUAGUUCACAUACUAAGUUUUAUUGUACCACACACAACGGAACAUAAGAAAUCAUGUUUUCUUGAACAAUUUAUAACAUACCAUUCGAUUGUCAAUAAUAUUGUUCAAACAUUUAUGACAUCCAAGCUCAUUAUUGUCUAAUACAACAGCAAACAACUUAAGAGACAGUGGUUCGACCAAACAAAUACGGUUCCGCAUAUUACAAAUUCGUAAACGAAGUAACCUAAAAUUGUCUCAACAAGUGUGAAUAGCACAGGCGCACAGCGUACACAACCUUUCAUCAUUGCUCAAAAGUAAAUAUGAACUGCUGCAAUUUUUUUUCUGUUCCUUCAUGACAACCCAAACUUCAGGAUCUACAUCUUCUUCGUUUGUCGACAACAGCAUCUGCAAACGUUGUUCUGCCGAUUUGAGUUCUUCUAGUUUGAGUUCCCUUUGUCUUAUGCUUAACUUUUGGGCUUCCAAGUCCAAUCUCUUCUUUUGUAUCUCCCUAUCUUCUUCAGUGGUCUUUUCUUUUUUUUCCCCCUUUUCAAUGGACCUCUGUAUUUGUUUCUCAGUAAUUUCUUGUAAUCGGCUUAAGUACUCCGGGGACGAAGAUGAACCAGCUUUCUUUCUCUCAGCUUUACUGAAAUCACGGCCACGGGGC